This is a messenger RNA of Vitis vinifera (wine grape), 426 nucleotides long. RefSeq names its product putative B3 domain-containing protein At3g49610. The record is from RefSeq and is a predicted model, not a curated record. Lineage: Eukaryota; Viridiplantae; Streptophyta; Magnoliopsida; Vitales; Vitaceae. The transcript has a single exon. The coding region runs from base 1 to 426 and encodes 141 amino acids. Gene Ontology annotation, molecular function: DNA binding.
AUGAGGACCUUCCAGCUACUUGGUACUAAGACAUUGGUGCUGGAUGAAGGAGAAGCAAUGCGGCAUACCCUUGAACGCAUGGGGGGGCAUGACCUGGCUUGGGCGAUGAGCAAGACAAUCACAGCAUCCGAUACGAAGAAGGGUCAGAGUAGGCUUCUCAUCCCCAAAGAGAAGGGGCUGUGGGACCAGUUGUCGGAGGAGGAGCAGAUGGAGCUGCGGAGAAGAGGCUACGUUGAAGUUGAAGUGGUGGAUCCGAGAGGGAACAGGCAUGAGAUGAAGUUGAGUCAAUGGCCUGCUGGGCGUAAUCUUGUGUUGAAUUCUGGAUGGAACGACCUUGUGAGGGAUAAUAAACUGGAAGCGGGGAUCCAUUGUACGCUGUGGAGUUUUAGAGUGGGUUUGAGGCUUUGCUUUGCAUUGUGUGUCUAG